CAGUUAGCAUUGAAUGUCACCUGGAACCUACCACUCCAGACACUGCAGCUUACCUGCGCUCCCGGUCAUUGGUACCGCAUGUGGAUGUCAUUAACAUGAUCACAACCAAAAGACCUUGGAAUAGACUACUCGGCGCAUUCCCGUCAACAACGACAUUCGCUUACCAACCUCGAAUCGCAAUGAGGAUGAGCAGCUCCUCGCCGUCCGGCCCGGCAUCCGCGCAAAAGCCCAUCUACUUCGGUCCCUUUGACGUCACAAACCAAGUCUUCCUCACAACACCCCACUCGUUCGCCCUCGUCAACCUCAAGCCGCUGCUGCCGGGCCACGUCCUCGUCUGCCCGCUGCGCCCACACCGGCGCCUGACUGACCUCUCGCCGGCCGAAAUCACCGACCUGUUCCAGGCCGUGCAGCGCGUCCAGCGCAUGCUGGCCCGCCAUUACUUCCUGCCCUCCGCCUCCUCCUCAUCCUCCUCCAGUUCCAAUAUCGAGAAGGGGAGGGAGAGCGCGCCGCAACCAGCGCCCGAGCCCGAGCUUGAGCUUGGCUCCUUCAAUAUCGCCCUGCAGGACGGGCCUGAGGCAGGCCAGACCGUUCCCCAUGUGCACGUCCACAUCAUCCCCCGCAUCCGCGGCACGACCGCCAAGCCAGCCGACACGCCAUCAGACCGCAUCUACGAGCAGAUGGCCGACGAGGCGGGCAACGUGGGCGGCGCGCUGUGGGACCGCCACCAGCAGCAGCAGCAGCAGGAGCAGGAGGAGGAGCAGCACCAACAGCAGCAGCACCACCAGCCGCAACAGCAGCACCAGCAGUCCUCCGCCGACGCCGCAGAGGCUCGCCAGGCUGCAGCCGGGGAGGGGAUGGGGGCGAUGAUGGCCGGGCGACCGCGGCCGGGGGGCAGUUUUCCCAGCAUUGAGGACGCGGCGCGGUUGCCGCGCGGGAUGGCGGACAUGGAGGCGGAGGCGGCGGUGUAUCGCGCGGUGUUGGCGGCUAUGGGGAGGGAGGAGGUUGGGGAUGGGGAAGGGGCAUAGUUAGCGGGGACGGGACGGGGAUGGAUGGGUCGCUUUUGUCAUGUCUUGCACGAUUGGUGUUAACUGGCAG
Messenger RNA from Thermothielavioides terrestris NRRL 8126, 1095 nucleotides. RefSeq lists its product as uncharacterized. Bases 180 to 1025 code for a protein of 281 amino acids. The record is from RefSeq and is a predicted model, not a curated record. Lineage: Eukaryota; Fungi; Ascomycota; Sordariomycetes; Sordariales; Chaetomiaceae. Gene Ontology annotation, molecular function: catalytic activity. The transcript is spliced from 3 exons.